Messenger RNA from Lymnaea stagnalis (great pond snail), 4808 nucleotides. The record is from the annotation of a GenBank genome assembly. NCBI's taxonomy places the organism in Eukaryota, Metazoa, Mollusca, Gastropoda, Lymnaeidae.
AUAUAAAGGACAGCUCACCACUCAGAUUAUCCACUUUUAAUAACGUUCUGAUAGUCACCGCCAGCUCUUGGUAAGCUUUUAGUUGUCUAUUUCUUACAUAUGAGUAGUGAUUGUUAGUAACAAUAAUUUAUAUAUACUUAUAUUCGGUUUGGUAGGUCAAAUUAUUUGUAAGCCAACAUUAAACAUCCAAUUGAGCACACACAUUACAAUUACAAUGAAUCCUGGUAGUUUAACAUUUAAAACUGUUUUUUUUUUCCUUGUGAGGGAAGUCAGUGAUAAAGAGGAAACCCUGAUAGGGUACUCAGUAUUUAAAAUGUGCUUGGAUUUAACCCAUCAAACAACCAACUAUUACAAAGGUUUUCUUUCUUGCAGAUUACUCAUCAUGUCUCUAAAACUGUCUUACUUUGACCUGCGUGGCAGAGCGGAGACCAGCCGUCUUGUCUUACAUGCAGCCAAAAAGAAGUUUCAUGACAACCGGGUGGCAUUCUCUGACUGGGGCAACCUUAAACCAAGUAAGGCAACCAGGCAGAGGAAUAAAUAAAUGCAUUUUUAUUACUUCCUUCUUACAGGCCGAUGGUAGACUCAAGAUGAUAGACUCGGGGUAAUAAUUUCAUGAUGUCACCUUGUGAGAGUAUUCCUAUAAUUAUUAAAUCCCUUGAACACGCUUGAGCCCAUCAUUUCGUGUGCUUUUUGUUAACCAUUGCUAUUGGUGAAUGCUCGAUUAAAAUUGAUAUUUUCAAUAAUCAGUGUUAAAUAUGCGUAUGCAAAUGAAAUAUUCAUAGAUUUCAUUAUUCACUUUAAAAAAAAAAAAGCAAAAUGAAAUAUUAAAUUUUUCGUUGUUUUUUUUUUUGUCCGGACAACCACAACCACCCCCACCACCACCUCCCCCCAACCUUUCCCCAAUCGUCAGCCCCGUAUCCGCCACCGAUAAGAAAUGUGGGUCCCGUACAACGGAUCUUCCCUAUUCAAAAUGUCUUACGUGAACCCGGAAGCCACGACUUACGCCAAAACCGGAUACAAAUACACGACAGUCAGAGCUUCAGUAUUCAGAUACAUGGUGCAAACUUGGAGUUUAUAAUUGCAAGUCACCAAGCGGGCAUUUGCAUUCAAUCUAUUUUACAAUCAGUGUUGGAGCGAGAAAGUGUGUCCGCCCAGUGGCGUACCUAGGAGGAUACGAAAGGGGAGACCCCCCUGCGCGGCACUUAGGAAUAGCUUAUACUUGCCUAAGUUUAUACCAAUCGAUGUGUGUUGUAAAGGGGAGGGGGGCGCACUUUUGGAAAUUCUUCCCGGCAGUACUUAGACUCCACUGCCGCUCCCCCCCCCCAACGGAUUAACCAUAGUGAAACUGUUGCACUUGCACCAGGCCUACUCUAAGUUUUGAAAAUAGUAAGCCUACUUAUCCGAUGAAGUCAUUACGUCAUGAAGUAGUGAAUGUUUAUACUCUUCGAUUUAGUUAUAUGGAUGGGUUUUGUUUUUUUUUUAAAUCGAGGAAAGAAAUACUUAGCUCAUCGGCAUGAAGUUAAACAAACUAUUUAUGUAUCAGGAACUGUGGCGUAAGAAUAGAAAAGCUGAGAUAAAGCUUUAAUCGGAAGCCAAAAACAGAGGAAUUGUUAUUUGAGCCGGUUUUGUUUAAAGCUAUUGGCUGCAGGUGGGACCCGAAGUAUAUCGUAUUUGAGCUUGGUUUGUAAUCUAUUUUCACUUGAUGUACUCAAUCCUUCAAUAAAUAAACCAGGACAGAAAAAAAAGCACUCACCUGGUACAAAAUUGUACGAAAGGUCCCCUAAUUGGGAUGGUCACCGUAUUGGAAUGGUCACCUUAUUGUAUGACCAAUAUGAAAUUCUAUUAUUUGAUGUGUUUUUUUUUAACACUGAGCUAUUUCCAUGAUGUCACUGGUGGCUCGAUUACCACUCAUCACUCAUGACGUAAGUUCCGAUCCUUGUCCACUCCAGUAUCGCACAGAAAUCAUCUUAAUGAAAAGAUUGAACAUCAGCAAACACACCGUGUUAUUCAUCUUAUAAUUUUGAACAUCAGCAAACACGCAGUAUUAUUCAUCUUAUAAUUUCUGUAUUGUUAACGUCAAAUUGAUUAUAAUUUUCAGUGAACUGAACGUUUGACACUUUCACCGAACGUUUGACACUUUCACCGAACGUUUGACACUUUCACCGAACGUUUGACACUUUCACCGAACGUUUGACACUUUGACCGAACGUUUGACACUUUCACCGAACGUUUGACACUUUCACCAAACGUUUGACACUUUCACCGAACGUUUGACACUUUCACCGAACGUUUGACACUUUCACCGAACGUUUGACACUUUCACCAAUCGUUUGACACUUUCACCGAGGAGCUUUGUAAAGUUUAUUUACAAAAGUGAAACUGAUGCUGUGUUGCCAUCACAUGAUCCCCAUCCCCACACGUGACUCUGUACACCUUUAAAUCCGUUAUGUUUUUCUUUUCUUCCAGAAACCCCAUUUGGCAGUUUGCCUGUGUUGGAAGUUGACGGCCAACAGUUCGCUCAAGGAAUGGCUCUAGCAGCGUUCCUGGCGAGGGAGAAUGGUAAGUCACUCUUUACAAGCGAAUAUACUCACCCAACAUAAAUUGUUUUUAAAAUAUGUAGAGCCCCCCCCCCCCCCUUUUUCUUUAUUGAGAAUUGGAUUAUUGUUUUACCGGUAGCAAGUAACUGUGAUUUAUUAUCUGUAACUUCGCGAGUUACAUCCCCUUUCAUACACGUGAUUUAAAAUUCGAUUUCAAAAGUUAUUGAUUGGACCAGAAAUGAUGCCCCCAAACCAAAUUUAUAUUGACAUUAAAUCAGAAAGCUACAUGUGCUCAUUUGAGAUAACAAAAAUAAUUUCAUUUAACACUUAGUUGAGUUAGAGUUAAUUCAUUGUAUCUUCUAUACACUACAACAUCGUAUUCUUUGUUUGACUCUAUUGCUAUGUCUUGUGCUAGGCUUGUAUGGAAGCAGUAACCUAGAGGGCCUUGCCAUCGACCAAAUCCACGUCCUCAGGGAGGAUCUCAUCGUGGAGGAAAUUAACCUCUUCAAAGAGAAGGAUGCGACCAAAAAGGUGGGUUGGCCAACAUUGAUCUGGGUUGACCGACAUUGAGGUGGGUUGACCAAUUUUGAGGUGGUUUGACAAACUAUAAGAUAGGUUGACCAACACUGAGGUGGGUUGACCAACACUGAGGUGGGUUGACCAAUUUUGAGGUGGUUUGACCAACACUGACAGCACUGUCUGAACUAUAGUAAAGUAAACAUAAUUAAAAAUUAGGACUAAACCUGAAUUUUCUAUAUCUUGAGGGCCCACGAUGACUGUACUGAUCAUUCUGGCUCCUAUUUAUGUAGAGGGGAUUUGUGAUGUUAAUAUGCUUGGUACUGAAGAGAAAAUUUCUCCUGAACCUAUUUCAAAACCCGCGAGACUUCAGUCCCGUCAGUAUUUCAAUGUGUGUCUACCCAAGGAGAGCCGGUGAACAGUUACAUAUAGUGCCCAAUUUGUUUUCUUACCUCACUUUAUAGGUUUUAAAAUAUAAUGUUUUUUCUUCUUUUUUUUUCUUUUCUUUACAGGCAGAGCUUGUCAAGACUAUGACUGAGACCGUGUAUCCCCGUUUCCUGGCCUACUUUAACAAACUUAUUGAAGAAAACAAAGAGAAAACCAAAUCCAAGUUUGCUGUUGGCACAAAGGUAAACACCCUGGGAAAUGUCCACAAUUCUUUUAUAGUGAAUUAAAGCUAGCACAAUUUUUUUAGUUCAUAAAACAAGCAUUAAUCAAUUCGUGACUUAAAACAUUUAGGUACUUUUAUCUUGUCACAACCAAGACUUCUUCGGUCAUUUACCGAACUGUUUCAAUUAAAGGAACAUAUUUUGUAAACUUUGGACGUAGAAGAUAUGAAAUUUCCGGUUUCAAAUAGUUUUAUUUAGACUUAGAUUAGAAUAGCCAUGUUACAGUUCUGACUAACCAGUGCUAAUAAAUGUCCAUCGAUUCUUCAGUUGAGCCUGGCAGACAUUGUCAUCUUUGAGGGCACCACCAGCGUCUCGCAGACAAAUCCAGAACUGGUGGACAAGUACCCAGCCGUUAAAGCUUUGAGGUCCACCGUGUCCGAGGUUGAGGGCAUUAAACAGUAUUUGGAAUCAAGGAAGAAGACAGAUCUUUGAUUUCAUCCAAUGAACCUGGCUUGUACAUAGUUGUAUCUAUUUUUUUUUCGUUUCGAAAAACAAUGGCGUAUUGACAAGUGAAAAUAUUGAAGGGUGGAAAAUAACAACUCUUGGACAAAACCAUUUAAAAAAAAUUAAUUUGAGAAAAUUACCCUCAACCCAUGACAUCCGCAUUGCUCGCUUUGUAUAGAACCAUCUCGAUAAGACUUGUCCACUUGAACUAAAUCACUUUAUUUCCUAAAGUACUUCUUAGUUAAUGUUGCUCAUUUCUUUACAAAACAUUAAGCCACGCCACCAGAAAUUCAGAAAUUUCCUGCCCCCCCCCGGGGGGCACUUUAGAAUUUUCGGGGGGGGGGGUUAGUGCCAGCAAUUCCAGCUAAUUUAUUGUUGGAAAUAUUUUUGCUGGGGGGGGGCACUUGGCUUUCCCGGGGUGGGGGCACCUCCACCCCCCCUCCACCCCCCCCCCCGGGAGAUAUAGCUGAAAGAAACCCUGCACGCCACUGAGUACAGACCUUUCCUUUAUCUGCUACCAAUUGUUGUUCUCAUAUUGAAUGUCAAGUUUGAAAGAAUCAUUGUUGAAACUUUUGUCGACUGUAUCAUUUGGAAUUCCUCAUAAUGUGAUCAAACAAUGAAUAAACAAAGUUUUUUAAAUUUU